AUGGCGCUCAAUUCGCUAUGGGCACGAAUAAGAGGUAGCGCAGCCGGAGGCACUCCAAGCUUCUCCCGGACGACGGCGCUGAACCUCAUCGGCUUUGCGACGUGGAUACCGGUGAUUGCGUGGUUCAACCUGCACGUGGCCGAGCUGACGGUUGUGGACGGGUCAUCAAUGUAUCCGUUUAUGAAUGCGGAUAGGGAUUCGUCGCUGCGGAGGGACGUCGUGUUGAACUACAAGUGGUCGCCGCAGGAGGAUUUGCAGAGAGGGAUGAUAGUGACUUUGAGGAGCCCUUUUCAUCCCGAGGUGAUUGCAGUCAAGAGGGUUGUCGCCCUAGAAGGCGAUGUCAUCAAGACAAAGAAGCCGUAUCCCGUUCCAACGGUCAGGAUACCGCAGGGACACGUCUGGGUGGAGGGAGAUGGUCCGCCGGGCUCGAGUCUGGACAGCAACACGUAUGGACCGAUUUCAAAGAGGUUGCUGACAGGGAGAGUGACGCAUAUCGUGUAUCCGUUGAAGAAGUUUGGGCCCGUCCAGUGGUGGGAGCAUGACAGGCCUUUGGUGGAGUGA
Molecule: messenger RNA, 561 nt
Organism: Trichoderma aggressivum f. europaeum
Lineage: Eukaryota; Fungi; Ascomycota; Sordariomycetes; Hypocreales; Hypocreaceae
Exons: 2
Coding region: 1-561 (186 amino acids)
Cellular component (GO): membrane; mitochondrial inner membrane peptidase complex
Molecular function (GO): serine-type endopeptidase activity
Source: RefSeq, a predicted model, not a curated record